Pistacia vera is the source of this 1822-nucleotide messenger RNA. Its product is annotated as elongation factor Ts, mitochondrial. The transcript has 9 exons. Lineage: Eukaryota; Viridiplantae; Streptophyta; Magnoliopsida; Sapindales; Anacardiaceae. Gene Ontology annotation, biological process: mitochondrial translational elongation. Gene Ontology annotation, cellular component: mitochondrial matrix. Gene Ontology annotation, molecular function: protein binding; translation elongation factor activity. Bases 184 to 1386 code for a protein of 400 amino acids. The record is from RefSeq and is a predicted model, not a curated record.
AUUCUCUCCUCUCGUCUUUGUAGCCUACUAAUGCAAGUUCAUACAAAACCCUUAAACCCUAAUUCUUUAAUAAUUUUCAAAAUCUUCACUUGUCUAAAAAUUCUCAUUUGUCAAUCAACUAUUUUCAGUUUUAAGGACUUUACGUUCUCUCUGCAGGUUAUCAACAGCCUGUAAAGUAAGAAGAUGGCUCUUUUUAAAAAUGCAAAACGACCACUUAAGAUCUUUCUUUACAACAAACUUAGCACUGCUAGUUACCAUACACAUGGAAACACUACUUGGGCAAACCAUGGGACUCCCAUUUCAAUGUCCACACAAAUCAAGGACUUAUUUUCAAUCAGAUAUGCCAGCCCAAAAUUUGAUUUUUCAUCAACUUCAAGAGAGUUCAGUGAUCAAGCUCAGGCAGCAUCAGAGCAAAUGAAUCUCAUUAAGCAAUUAAGAGAACGAACCAGUGCUCCCAUAAAGGAUGUCAAGUUAGCUCUCGUUGAUUGCAAUUGGAACAUUGAGGAAGCACAGAAAGAGUUAAGGAAAAGAGGGAAGGUUCUAGCAUCAAAAAGGUCAUCCCAGACUGCUACUGAGGGUUUACUUGCUUUAGCACAGAAUGAGGGCAAAGCUGCUGUUAUUGAACUUAACUGUGAGACAGAUUUUGUUGCCAGGAAUGAGAUAUUUCAAUAUUUGGCCUUAUCUUUGGCAAAGCAAGCUUUACUGGCUGAAAAUGUUUCACAGCAGGCUUCUGGAGUCUAUCCUGUUGGGCCUGAGUACUUGGAGGGUUUACAGUUGAAUCUUGAUCAUCCAAAAAUUAGUGGAGAAACAACUGUUCAGAAUGCAAUUACUGAAGUAGCUGCAAUUAUGGGGGAGAAUGUGAAACUGAGAAGGGGUUUUGUGAUGUCUGCAUCUGUACCUGGGGUUGUUUCAACUUACCUCCACACAAGCCCUCAACCAGGAUUGGGUCGUAUUGCUGGACUUCUAUCUCUUGAAGUAGAGGAUGAAAAGUGUCAGCUGGAUCUUUUACAGCGUGUUGGAUCAGAAUUAGCAAUGCAUGUCGUUGCUGCAAAGCCAUUAUUCUUGACAAAGGAACUAGUUUCUUCUGAUGCAUUAGAGAAUGAACGAGAGGUUCUUAAAUCUCAGGCAGAAAGUACAGGAAAGUCUCAGAUGGCUGUAGAAAAAAUGGUGGAAGGUCGUUUGCGUAAAUACUAUGAAGAAGUUGUACUUAUGGAGCAAAAAUUUAUCGUGAAUGAUACUUUACAUAUAAAGACGCUUUUGGAUAAUCUAUUCAAGGAAGUGGGCUCACCUGUGAAGAUUGGGAAUUUUUUCAGAAUGGAAGUAGGAGAAGGAAUUCAGAGGCUAGAAGCAGCCAGUUCAGAUGAACAUGUGGCUCAAGCUGCGUAAUUUGAGAUGAUAAUGGCCCUUCAUAUGCGAAACUCGUAAAGAUAAGAGGUUGCUCUUAAGAUCACUUUGGAGAGGUUCUCUUAUUCUUCUUGCAUCUGUGGUUGAUCUCAGUAUGUUUCCAUCACUUCCACAAGUUCCUAAAAAAUGCCCAAAUGAGACCUUUUUGUAAAAGUUAAUGGAUGAACUAGUGUAUUAUUGUUAUGAAAUACUUUUCUUUUUCCUUAUUUAUUGAAGGAAUUUUUCUCCCCAUCAAAUAAGUCGAUAAUAAUAAGAGGAUUAUUGUUUGUAACAGUUUGUUUCACUUGAGACUGCAUAGUAGUUUUUGUACCGAGUCGUUGAGAUUGCAAUUCUAUUGAGACCUUCUUCCUCUCACUAAUUUUCUUCUUGUAUCCUUGAUUCAAACAUGAUAAGUGAUUGAAUUGCCCAAUGUAGAAUG